Messenger RNA from Mytilus californianus (California mussel), 1119 nucleotides. RefSeq names its product 40S ribosomal protein SA-like. The transcript is spliced from 6 exons. NCBI's taxonomy places the organism in Eukaryota, Metazoa, Mollusca, Bivalvia, Mytilida, Mytilidae. The coding region runs from base 115 to 1038 and encodes 307 amino acids. Gene Ontology annotation, molecular function: structural constituent of ribosome. The record is from RefSeq and is a predicted model, not a curated record. Gene Ontology annotation, cellular component: ribosome; cytosolic small ribosomal subunit; 90S preribosome. Gene Ontology annotation, biological process: ribosomal small subunit assembly; cytoplasmic translation.
UGCUUUUGCGCAUGUAAACCCUACGCAAAGCACGUUGAACUUCCUUUUUUCGUCAAACUCCAUUUGGCUUCAGACGCAUUCGUUGGUUACCGUAACUCAUAAAUCAACGCCACGAUGUCCGGAGGAUUAGACGUACUCGCCCUGAAAGAGGAAGAUAUAACCAAGUUUUUAGCAUGUUCCACUCACUUAGGAUCUGGUAAUGUGGAUUGUCAGAUGGAACAGUAUGUUUACAAACGAAAACCUGAUGGUACAUACAUAAUUAACUUGAGGAGGACAUGGGAGAAGCUCCUUAUGGCUGCCAGAGCUAUUGCUGCUAUUGAGAACCCAGCUGAUGUAUGUGUCAUUUCAGCCAGACCCUAUGGACAGAGAGCUGUCCUAAAGUUUGCCUCUGCCACUGGAGCCACACCCAUUGCUGGUAGAUUUACUCCUGGUACUUUCACCAAUCAGAUCCAGGCUGCUUUCAGAGAACCACGUUUACUGGUUGUCACUGAUCCAAGAACUGAUCACCAACCUGUAACUGAAGCAUCCUAUGUCAACAUCCCUGUUAUUGCCCUGUGCAAUACUGAUUCACCACUCAGAUAUGUUGAUGUUGGUAUCCCAUGUAACAACAAGGGAACCCAUUCUAUUGGUCUAAUGUGGUGGUUAUUGGCACGAGAAGUUCUUCGACUUAGAGGAACCAUCAGUCGUGACCAUCCAUGGGAUGUCAUGGUAGAUCUCUAUUUCUACCGAGACCCAGAAGAGGCUGAGAAGGAAGCUGAGGCUAUUGCUGAGAAAGCACCACAGAAAGAUGAUGCCACCAUUCCCGAUCAAUGGAAUACACAACCUGAGACUCUGGCUCCUGCCCUAGAAUCCAGUGAUUGGGCCACAGAAGCUGUUGCAGUUCCACCUGCAGCAGGAACUGCUGCUCCAUUUGACCUGAGUGCAGCCCCUGCACCCACUGAAGACUGGUCUGCAAGUGCCGACGACUGGUCUGCUACUCCUGCCCCACCAGCACCAACAACCGACUGGGGUGGCAGCAGUGCUGACAACUGGAACUAGGAUCCAAUAUGAACAUUCUAACAAUUCAAUAACUAAGUAUGAAAACUACUAAGUUCAGAAAUAAAAUAGAAAAACAACUUA